Molecule: messenger RNA, 697 nt
Organism: Helianthus annuus (common sunflower)
Lineage: Eukaryota; Viridiplantae; Streptophyta; Magnoliopsida; Asterales; Asteraceae
Product: protein MHF1 homolog
Exons: 4
Coding region: 118-546 (142 amino acids)
Biological process (GO): replication fork processing; resolution of meiotic recombination intermediates
Cellular component (GO): Fanconi anaemia nuclear complex; FANCM-MHF complex
Molecular function (GO): chromatin binding; protein heterodimerization activity
Source: RefSeq, a predicted model, not a curated record
AAUAGAACAAUAAACAACAUUUUUUUUGGCGCGAAACAAGCAUUUCGUCUUCUUCUCUUCUUCUACAUCGAAUAGAUACUCUAGAAACCCUAGAAAACUCACAAAUCCGAGACUGUAAUGGAUCCAGUAACAACGGAGGACUGUUUCGACGUAAGCGACACAGAGAAAGAAGACGAUGAAGAAGAAGCCACUGCUCAUCUCAGAGAUCGGUUCCGUAUCUCCACAAUCUCUAUCGCAGAAUCCGAAGCUAAACGAAACAACCUGGAGAUUUCUCAAUCAGUUAUCGUUUGCAUCUCUGAUUUGGCCUUCAAGUAUGCCGAACAGUUAGCUGAUGAUCUUGAGCUGUUUGCACAUCAUGCUAAUCGAAAGAUUGUGAAUAUGAAUGAUGUCAUUCUAUCUGCACAUAGGAACAAACAUUUGGCGGAUACAUUGAGGGCGUUUUCACAUGAUCUAAAAGCAAAAGAACCACACUCUGAGAAGAAGAGGAAGAAAACUUCAAACAAGGAAGACAAAGGUUUCCCGUCGGUACAUCACAUCGAUCCUUAACUGUCAUAUGAAGAUUCUUGAAUAUUUGUUUGUUCAAAUGGUUUUUGUUCACAUGAAAUGCUCAUCUUGUGCAUAACUCAUUGUCUUCUUUUGUUUACAUGUCAAUGUGGGUGACUCUUUGAAUUAUAUAAAGAGAAGGGAAGAAAGGGUA